UUAACAAAAAAACAAAACUUACAAAUUCCAAGUGAAUGCAUUUUACUGCUUUAAUUUCAUUAGCUAAUUAAGUUUUGAAGCCAUGGCGCGUUCCAAUGAUUACGGCGAUGGUUUUUUGAAGCGCGAGAAGAACCACCAGGAGGUUGUCGAAAAUGUAAUUGGCGAGCUGAAGAAAAUAUAUAGAAGCAAAUUGUUGCCACUGGAGGAACACUAUCAGUUCCAUGACUUUCACUCGCCAAAGCUGGAAGAUCCGGACUUCGAUGCCAAACCCAUGAUACUGCUGGUUGGUCAGUAUUCGACAGGCAAAACGACGUUCAUACGUUAUUUGCUGGAACGCGAUUUUCCGGGCAUUCGCAUUGGUCCAGAACCGACGACAGAUCGUUUUAUUGCCGUAAUGUAUGAUGAAAAGGAGGGCGUCAUUCCCGGUAAUGCGCUGGUCGUGGAUCCGAAAAAACAAUUCCGCCCACUCUCUAAGUACGGCAAUGCGUUUCUGAAUCGCUUCCAGUGCUCCAGCGUUGGGUCUCCUGUGCUGCAGGCUAUCUCAAUUGUGGACACACCCGGUAUAUUGUCGGGCGAGAAGCAGCGCAUUGAUCGUGGCUACGACUUCACCGGCGUGCUUGAAUGGUUUGCAGAGCGCGUUGACCGCAUCAUACUGCUUUUCGAUGCCCACAAAUUGGACAUAUCCGAUGAGUUCCGACGGUCGAUUGAGGCGCUUAAGGGUCAUGAUGACAAGAUCCGCAUUAUUCUUAAUAAGGCCGACAUGAUUGAUCAUCAGCAGCUGAUGCGCGUCUAUGGUGCUCUCAUGUGGUCCUUGGGAAAAGUUCUGCAAACGCCGGAGGUGGCACGCGUCUAUAUCGGCUCGUUCUGGGAUCAGCCUCUGCGCUUCGACGCCAAUCGUCGACUCUUUGAGGAUGAGGAGCAAGAUCUGUUCCGCGAUCUGCAAUCACUGCCACGCAACGCCGCGUUGCGCAAACUCAACGAUCUGAUCAAGCGUGCACGCCUGGCCAAGGUGCAUGCGUUCAUAAUUGCUGAAUUACGCAAAGACAUGCCCUCUGUAUUCGGCAAAGACAGCAAAAAGAAGGACCUGAUUAAGAAUCUUGGUCAGGUGUACGAUCGCAUUCAGCGCGAACAUUCAAUAUCGCCAGGCGAUUUCCCGGAUAUCAAAAAAAUGCAAGAGGUGCUACAGCACCAGGACUUCACCAAGUUUCAUUCGCUGAAACCACAUCUGCUGGACAUUGUGGACAAUAUGUUGGCAAAGGAUAUUGCACGGCUGAUGGAAAUGAUACCGCAGGAGGAAUCGAUGCUCGUUUCCGAGGCGGUUGUGAAGGGUGGUGCCUUCGAGGGUGUCAUCGACGACCACGUCUCACCAUUCGGAUACAUGAAGGGCGAGGGCAUCGAUGCUGGUUAUGGUGAGCACGAUUGGAUAUGCAAUAAGGAGAAACCCCAAACAGAUAUUAUCUUCAAUGGACUGCAUCCGAUCGAUGGCAAAAUAUCGGGCGCAACUGCCAAACAGGAGCUCAUCAAAUCGAAACUGCCGAACUCGGUGCUUAGCAAAAUCUGGAAACUCUCCGAUGUCGAUGGUGAUGGUUUUCUCGAUUCCGACGAAUUCGCGCUGGCAUUGCACUUAAUCAAUGUCAAACUGGAUGGCUGUGAGCUGCCUACUGUGCUGCCCGAACAUUUAGUACCACCGUCAAAGCGUUGCUGAGCAAAACCACACAUACAUAUGUUCUGAUUCCGUAUAUAGAUCACUGUAUAAGACAGACAGACAGUACAGACACUGACACUCAAACCUUUAGGGUCUUCACAAAACAAUCUGUUGUGCUCUGUUCUUUUGUUUAAUUGUAAUUCAACGCAACUAACUUCUGUUAUUUUGUUCGUCAUACGAUACAACCAGUUUGGAGCAUCGAAAGCAUUGUAAUAUAAAGUAUCAACACGCAAAGAAAUUCACGGAAUUUACACAAAACAUAUUUUUGGAUACCAAUCAAUUUUAAAUUGUAUAAAAGAAAGCUACCUAUAUUUAACGAAAACAUAGUGGAAUUAUAAACACUGGACUGUAUAUGCGCCGCCUAGACACCCAAUGAAUGUCGUUGUUGAUGUAAGACAAAAGUAAAAAAAAAGAAUUGUUAGGAAUUAAAGGCAACUGUUGCCCGAUGAUUUGAAAGUGAAUGAAGUAAAAACGUAUACAAUAAUUAAGUUAAAUAAAAACAAAACUAUGCACAAUGCAUGCCACAAGUUGUGCAAUUUGAUA
Messenger RNA from Scaptodrosophila lebanonensis, 2248 nucleotides. RefSeq names its product EH domain-containing protein 1 (gene Past1). Gene Ontology annotation, molecular function: GTP binding; calcium ion binding; protein binding. The transcript has 4 exons. Bases 83 to 1705 code for a protein of 540 amino acids. Gene Ontology annotation, cellular component: cytoplasm; plasma membrane. Gene Ontology annotation, biological process: endocytosis; endosomal transport. Lineage: Eukaryota; Metazoa; Arthropoda; Insecta; Diptera; Drosophilidae. The record is from RefSeq and is a predicted model, not a curated record.